GUGGGUUUUGCCCAGAGAGGGAGGGAGAAAGAGCGCUACGUCAAACGUUAGCACCGUCAGUUUUUAAAAUAUAAAUCUUAAUUUAUUAAUUCCUGGUCUUGUCGAGGACUAUUUUGUCGGUUUAAGUCACUGGAGUUACUCGCGUGAUAAUAAGGUCAGUGAGGAUGCCUUUGGUAAAGUAUCAGAGAGGGGACAUGGUGAUGGGCCGCUGGCCCGGCAGCAACCUUUUUUAUGAGGUCAGGGUGUUGGGCUAUGAUACCAAAUAUCAGCUUUACACCGUAAUCUACAAGGAUGGCACAGAGCUGGAGCUCAAGGAGCAAGACAUCAAGAGUCCUGCUGUUUUCCAGAGCCUUUCUCGCUCCCGUUCUCGUUCUCGGUCACCAGGCCGUCGUCGCAGCCGGUCGCGCUCCCCAGCGAGGACCACGCGGCGCUCAUCUUCCCGCACGGCGGCGGCUGCUGCUACUGCAGCUAUAACAGAGAGCGCUCCGUCCUCCCGCAGGGAUACGAAGCUGAAGGAUUCACUAGAAGUCGAGCCCAGUCCCGUGCAACAGACAAAGACAGCAGAGAACAAUAGCAACAAUGAGCAUGAAAAGACAGAGGAGAAACAAAAAGAGGAGAAUAACACUGCUAACAAAGUAAAUGAGUCCAAAGCUGCGGUAGAGGCAGAGCCCGCGGCAAACCAAGGCCGAUACAAUCUGCGCCGCAGGAAGGACGAUGGAGAAGCCAAACAAGUCGAGGCCAAAGCACAGCAGCUGGAGGAGAAGGAUGCCAAGCUGGCCGCAGCUCCUGCUGCCUCCGUCUCCACCCCGCUCGAUUUUGGUGGUAAGAUAGGAGCAUACUUCUGGCUGCUCUUCCUGCCAGCCUGGGUCCUGUUCCUGGUACUCCAAGUGAAGCGGGCGGACCCCAGUCUGACCAACUUACCUCCUCCUCUGCCCCCCCUUGAAGACUUCUGGGACGCCCAGGCUCUCGGCUUUGUCGUGCUCUGGAUCUUAUUCCAAGCCCUGCUCUACAUCCUGCCUGUUGGAAAGCUGAGCGAGGGCAUGCCAUUGAGGUCUGGGGAGAAGCUGAAGUACAGAACCAAUGGUUUUUUUGCCAUCGUGGUGAGUGCUGUCGCGGUAGCAGUGGCGAUGCACCAGGGUGUCGAUUUCACCUACAUCCACAGCCACUUCCUGCAGCUGGCUGCGUCCACCUUCCUCAUCUCCGUCCUGCUCAGCGUCUACCUGUAUGUCCGCUCUCGAUACGCUGCCCCAGAGCAGCUGGCACUGGGAGGAAGCUCUGGCAAUGUGGUUUAUGACUUCUUCAAAGGACAUGAGCUCAACCCCCGCAUCAAAGAAUUUGAUCUGAAAUUCUUCUGUGAGAUGAGACCUGGUCUGAUUGGCUGGUGUUUGAUCAACUUUGCGAUGGCGCUGGCCGAGAUGAAGGUGCAGAAAUUGGAUGCUCCGUCUUACUCCAUGAUCCUAGUGAACCUCUUCCAGCUGCUCUACGUGGUGGACGGCCUCUGGAACGAGGAGGCCAUCCUGACCACCAUGGACUUGAUGCACGAUGGUUUUGGCUUCAUGUUGGCUUUUGGUGACCUGGUGUGGGUUCCCUUCACUUACACGCUGCAGGCGUAUUACCUGGUCAGCCACCCCAACCCCCUGAGCCUCCCCGCCCUCGCAUUCAUCGUCACACUCAAGCUCGUUGGCUUCUACAUCUUCAGGAAGUCCAACUCUGAGAAGAACAACUUCAGGCGAAACCCGUCAGACCCCAAACUGUCUCAUCUGAAGACUAUCCCCACAGCUACCGGGAAGAGUCUGAUCGUGUCUGGCUGGUGGGGUGUGGUCCGCCACCCGAACUACCUGGGAGACCUUCUGAUGGCUCUGGCCUGGUCCCUACCCUGUGGCUUCAGCCACCUGCUGCCAUGGUACUACAUGAUCUACUUCAUCAUCCUGCUCGUACACCGAGACUCUCGCGACAUGAGCGAGUGCAGGAGGAAGUACGGCUCAGCGUGGGAUGAGUACUGCCGAACUGUUCGCUACCGGAUCAUUCCGCAUGUCUACUGAGCAACCUGUAGCCGGACACUCCCCAGCUGAGGCCUUUUUAAACCCAAAAUUCUGACUCUGAAAGCUCAGCAAAAAAAAUGUCAAAUAUGAGUGGACUGAUUGGACUUCUUAAAAUCUUGAUUCUGGACUGAAGGAGCUACAGUUCUUUUAAAAAAAAUAUUUUUUGAUGUCAAAAAAAGAAUAAUUGUGAACUAUUUGAAGAAUUGCCUUUUUUAAUAGUAAAUAUUCAAAAAUACACAGUUUGAAACUCUGCAAAAUCUGGGGGAAAUUGAGAUGCCUCUGCUAGGAAUGUCUUUUUAGGAUGUAUAUUUUUGUAUAUACACAUUUGUUUUUAUACUUCAAGAAUAUCUCACCUUUUGCAUAAUUUUGGUAAGUUUUGCUCCUUGCUCCAAAAUUCACAAUGUUACAAUAUCAGCUUGGCUAUUAUGAAUAAUUUUGUAAGUAAGCCUUCCGACUAUGAUUAUACUGCUUGUGCAUAUUGUGAAGGAUGGGAUUAAAAAUGUGACUUAAAAAAAAUCUGCACAGUGUAACUAGGACUCUUUCUCAGGACCCAGAAAUUUGUCAGAAAUCAGAAGUUUUGUCUUAAUAAUUUUGUUGUGUAUAAUUUUAUAUAGAUUUGUAGUUUAGACUUGAGAGUGUAAAAUGAUUUUGGAGGUUUCAAGAAAAAUGCACUAAUGUGUUACAGCAUAUAUAUUUUUUCUUAUAUUAUCAAUCCCAAAGUGUAUUUGAUUUGGCUUUGCUACCUCAGGUUCACUCACUCUGCAGUUCUUCCUGUGUGUAAUUAUGAGUGUGAUGUCACUGCUUAAAGUAAAAAAAAAAAGUUAGACCGUUAUUCAUUUCAACAAUAACGUUACUAUUUUCUGUGAACAAGUGACACCCUCGAACUUGUUAUGCCUAAACCUAACUCUUGCAUUUAUAGGGUGCUGAUGAAAUAUCUGUAAUUUUUUUUUUGGCUAGAUUCUGGGGCAUUUUUUCUAUUAUGAUAUAUUAUAUAUAUAUAUGUAUAAUAUAUAUAUGAUAUAUUCCACCACUGCCACAUGAAUUUGGUUUAUUUAAGCUUUAAUUUGCCUGGUUGUAUGACAACGCCGAUUUUAAUGAAGUUAAUACUGUGACAACAUGAAGAGCUGUUGACUGUGUUAGCAUUUACAAACUGCAUUUGCGAACCCAAAAAAACGUAUUAUUGCGCCUGUGCAGCUGUAGAUGAAUACAUCAGUAGCAAUAAUUAACUAGACUAGGUAGCAUUUUUUAUGCUGUGCUGACUGAAUAACAUGUACAUAUUGUUUUGUUUUUUUUUGUUUUUGAAUCCUGUUAUUUUCAGUAAAGGAUGUGACAGUAGUGAUUAUAGUAAUAUUUCUCAUUAGAUAUUUAAUAUUACUUUUUAUUCGUUUGGAUUUUUUUUUUAAGUUAACUACAUAAUUUUGACCACUGUAGUUAUGUUUACACUUAGCUCUGCCAUGUUUCCGGAAAAUAUUGUUUGAUAUUAGUCAUGCCACUCUUGUAUGCCCCAGGAAAAAUUAUGGUGUUUUUUUAAAAAAUAUUAUGGUGGCAAAAAUGUCUUCUACCUUUUUUGGCAGUCUUAAUGGAAAGCUGUGCGUUGGAUGUACUUAGACAUAUGACAACAAUGAAUGAGAAGUAACCAGGUCCAGCAGGCUGUAAGUGAGGGGGACAGUGGCUUGAAAGAGCUUGUCUGUACAAAUGUUGCAGCAUAAAAUAAAGGU
Plectropomus leopardus (leopard coralgrouper) is the source of this 3760-nucleotide messenger RNA. RefSeq names its product lamin B receptor (gene lbr). Gene Ontology annotation, molecular function: Delta14-sterol reductase activity. NCBI's taxonomy places the organism in Eukaryota, Metazoa, Chordata, Actinopteri, Perciformes, Serranidae. Gene Ontology annotation, biological process: cholesterol biosynthetic process. The record is from RefSeq and is a predicted model, not a curated record. Gene Ontology annotation, cellular component: nuclear inner membrane.